Messenger RNA from Didymella exigua CBS 183.55, 733 nucleotides. RefSeq lists its product as uncharacterized. The transcript has a single exon. Lineage: Eukaryota; Fungi; Ascomycota; Dothideomycetes; Pleosporales; Didymellaceae. The record is from RefSeq and is a predicted model, not a curated record. The coding region runs from base 1 to 597 and encodes 198 amino acids.
AUGGCCAAUCGGGAUCUGUACUCCCGGCAGCUGCUGCAACCACUGCUGGAUACAUUCCACUCGACGCUUCCGAUAGAGCUGCGCAAGAACAUAUAUGACUAUCUGAUGAUACAUGUCAAUACUGCUGCACGUGUCGUCCUACCAAUACCCGACGUCUCCGAUGAACACCUCUUUCCGCAAUUCCCCAUCUUUGACGAAGACAUAAUGGGCCCCGCAGUGAGUGCUGAGAUCAAGGAUACAUUUAUAUGCAAAACCUCCUUCUACUACCGUGGGCCCCUACACGGUGUCGAUCUCGAUAUGUUGCUUGACCACCCUCUCCCUUCCGGCAGCCUCAUGCGCGACCUGAUCAGACAUCUCCGAGUCUACGUACGUUACGAUUCACUCCCAUACGAGAAGGAUCUGAGCGGAGAAGAGAAACGGAUGCGCUCUCGAGCUUCAUCCCGGGUGUUCGGUGCAUCGCUGGCAGCGCUCUCAAGCAUCACCUACAAAACCUGCAAAGUCGAGAUCGAAAUUUGCGCUCUUGUAACCUUUGAGGCCGAUGAAAAGCCGAUUGCAGCAGCAUACAAUCUUCUUGAGUCUGUGAAGCCUGCCUACUAGUGCAUCAAGACCACCGGCGCCACAGCUACCGUCUGUUUCGAGCAACACUACGAUUGCCUUGGCGCGGAUUUAAUGAGCAUGCUAGAUGCUAGAUACCUGGGUAUAGAGGUAUGUGGGCUCUUAUGCUGACAAGGUG